This is a messenger RNA of Oldenlandia corymbosa var. corymbosa, 1167 nucleotides long. The record is from the annotation of a GenBank genome assembly. Lineage: Eukaryota; Viridiplantae; Streptophyta; Magnoliopsida; Gentianales; Rubiaceae.
AUGGCUUCCAUGGUCGUCAACAACAAUGGCGGAUUGGCUUCAGCGAAGUUCCAGUUGCGCAGUCUCGGAGCUUCCUCAAUAUAUUCUCCACUUACUUAUCCAAGACGGUUUCAGUUUCAAUUCACUGCUUCUCGCUCUCACGUCCGAUUUCCCGAUGGAUAUCAUUAUCAGAGGAGAGAUUGUUCACCAAUUUCCUGCUCUCGGAAAACCGAACAGGAGGAAACUUCAUCUUCUUCAGGGACUUCAUCAAAUGAUGACAUUUACAAUGUAAAUAAAUCUAAACAAGUCUUACCUGGUGGUAGUUCCCGUGGGAAGAUACAAGGAGCUGAGAACUAUAAGACUUCUGUCAGAACUGUUGCCUUGUGUGUUUUAUCGGCAGUGGCAUUUGGGGUUGGUUUGGGGUUUAAAGAUGGAGUUGGCAAGGCGUCUGAGUUCUUUGCUGGGUACUUGCUGGAGCAAAGUCUGUCGGUCGACAAUUUAUUUGUCUUUGUUCUGGUUUUCAAAUAUUUCAAAGUUCCUCUCAUGUACCAGAACCGGGUGCUGUCUUAUGGUAUAGCUGGUGCAAUCAUCUUCCGGUUAUCACUGAUACUUCUAGGAACAGCCACAAUUCAGAGGUUCGAAGCCAUUAAUCUGCUACUGGCAGCAAUACUAUUGUAUUCUUCAUUCAAGCUGUUUGCAGAAGAGGAGGAAGAUACUGAUUUAUCUGACAACUUCAUAGUCAAGACAUGCCAAAAGUUCAUCCCUGUAACUGCAAAUUAUGAUGGCGACAAAUUCUUGACAGUUCAUGAUGGCGUACUGAAAGCAACUCCUUUGCUUCUGACGAUAGCUGUUAUUGAGCUGAGUGACAUUGCAUUUGCUGUUGAUUCAAUACCAGCAGUUUUUGGUGUAACACGGGACCCUUUUAUCGUUUUCUCGUCAAACCUGUUUGCCAUUUUAGGUUUAAGAUCAUUGUACACUCUCAUUUCUGAAAGUAUGGCAGAUUUGGAGUAUCUGCAGCCUGCCAUCGGCGUUGUUUUGGGCUUUAUUGGUUCUAAGAUGAUCCUUGAUUUUUUUGGUUACCAUGUUUCCACGGAGGUUUCUCUUGGAUUUGUGGCAACAUCUCUUGGUGCUGGUGUGUUGUUGAGUCUCCUGAAAAAGUCUGAUGUUGAGGAAGGGGAUAGGAGUUAA